AUGAAUAGGUGGACAGCUCUAACUCUCUUCGGAGUUUUGAUGAUUUGUCUUGCCACCAUACCAGGGAGUCAGACAUCUUCAUUAGGAAGUCAGGGAUCCAGAAGUGGCGUCUCCGAGGCGGCGUUAGAGGCUGCAUCGGCAGUAGAAUUCGAGGCUAUGUUGCAAGACUACCUCGAACAGAUGCGAGAACUGAAGGAGUUGAUUCAGCGUUACCUUGCCUCCGCCCCAUAUGGUCUUAGCAAACGUGCACAAUUCCUUCGACUUGGACGCAAGUGA
Molecule: messenger RNA, 276 nt
Organism: Hydatigera taeniaeformis
Lineage: Eukaryota; Metazoa; Platyhelminthes; Cestoda; Cyclophyllidea; Taeniidae
Source: the annotation of a GenBank genome assembly